AUGGCUGUAGAGGGCUUCCAAUUCCGCACGCUUUAUGUCUACAACAAAGACUGGGAGGAGGACCUUGACCUCCAGUCAGGGGACAUACUGACCGUCAGCAAGACGUCACUGAUGUCCCUUGCACUCAAGGAUGGGGACGAGGAGCACCCGGAGCGCCUGGGAUGGAUCAUUGGAGUCAACGAGCGCACCAAGCAGAGGGGAGACUUCCCUGGGACGUAUGUCCAGUAUGUGGGGCCUGUGAAGAUGUACGUGGCUCCCGACCAGCCUCGGCAGCAGAGACCCCUCCCAGCAGCCCCCAGACCUCAGACCCCCAGCACAGCGAGGUAGGACUGCAGCUCUGCACUGUCUAGUACUACUUACAGUAUACACUCCAAGCAAGGUCAUAGAUUCAUUCAAAAUAGUUUAAUAACAAAACAAUUCAAAUGAUUAACUUCUGCAUACAAGAGUACAGUAGUAUAAAAAGGGCUACAAAUCCUGUCUACUUUUUUAACGGUCCAUAUUAUCCCCCUUUUUUUGCUCUUUAAUAUGUCACGUCCUCUUCUUAUUUACUUUUCCCAUUUACCCAUGAUUCUUGUCUUCACAGUAUCUGCCCACCUUCCAUUUCCCAUUGUACCUCCAUUUUCUGCCUGUUAGUCCUCUCCCCUUCCUUUCAGUCCUCCGUUCUGUAGGCAGUAAAUUGUUUUGCUUGCUUUGGGAGCUUGGACAAAGCACCAGGCCAGUGUGAAAAGGGCACUUGUAGAACAGGUAGGGGAGCUUUCUACUGAAGCAGCACAUUUCUCUGGGUUUGCCUUAUAUUCAUUCCCUGUAGGGGGGCAGGUCAGCUCAGUUCCUCUCUAAAUGGAGAUGGUUCCCACAGCUGCCUUAGCUAUUCCAACCUGUUAGCCUGUUGGAUACAUUUAAUCUUGCUCUCAUAGAGUCACACAUACCCUCUCUUUGCUGGAUCCUAAAAUCCUAACCCAUGUAACUCUUCUAUCUCUAAAAUGCCACGGGUUGUAGUGUCGUUUUUCCUUUUCAUUACUGACAAUUUGCACUCAAGUGCAUGUGAAAAAAUUAUUGACACAAUUUGAGUUGGAGUUAAACCUAAUUUAUACCCAAAGUAUGUAUGCAACACAAUUAGUUACGCAAAAUGGCUUCCCUGCGUAGCUGCAUCUAUUUACAACUUUUGGCCUGUACACUUUUGGGUAUUUUUGUGACGAAUCUACACAGGACAGAUAUUUUGCGUAGCUAAAUUUGUUCUUGCAUUGCAUAAUGUACGUCGGGUAUAAUAAAUUAGGCUUUAGGCAAACCCUUGUCAUCAGCGGUGCAUAUUGAAUGAGAGAUUGAGGAAAAGUAAGGAUAGUGGGUGAUAUUGUACAGGUGGAUUGAGUGCAAUAUGAACUUGACAUGCAAUUUAGACUUUUUUAUGUAUUUAUUUUCACAAACUACCUUCGUCCUUGGAGAAAAAGACUCUCCCAUACUGUACGUUUUUUCAAGACAUGCUCUACAUUCUCAUUAUUUUAAUUGGUGAACGUUAGGGGCUUAUUUUAAUGGUGGGACCUAUGUUAGUUAUAUUUAGUCUGUCUGCACGAGGCACAUGAUUUAGUGUAGCCAAUGGACUAGGAAUGAUACGCAGCCUUGGGACAGGGAGUGACCAUGGUUCUACGAUCUGGGUUGAGCAGGCAGUGUGUACAGGUUUUUUAUUGAUUUUCUCCACAUUACUUCCAUCAAACCAAACAGCUGGAGAAGAAUGAAACUGCUUAGAAAUGCCACCGUGAGGCCUGCAGAGACUUUGAAAGAGUUAAAUUGCUGAAAUGGGGAAAAAGCUGUUGCUUGCUCAACAUCCCAGGAACUCCCAGGGUGGUAUAGUCGUAGGCUUACUGCUUCGCAGGGCAUUUUCAGAGGAAGGCUUUGCCAAGAUUCCUAGGCAAGCAAUGAUUAGUUGGUUCCUUUCCUUAAAACCCAGGGUUACAGCUGCUUUUCCAAAAAAAGCUAUAUUAUUUUGCACAAAGCCCAAAAAUCUGGGCAACUUUGCUUGUGUCUGUGUGUAGACACGUAUGUGAGAGUUGAGGAAAAGAAAUAUAACCUAUUGGCUUUGAAAGACAGAUGUACAGGAUAUGUAUGUCAUUACUGGGCUGAAUAAUUAAUGUUCUGUACACACCAUAAUGCUGCUAAGUUUUUAAAUCUAGGAAAUCGUUCCUUUCCGAUAAUGUGUUGAAUAGGGGGCCCAGUAUGAAGAAAAAAAAUGUAUGCACUCUGGAUAAGAGCGUCUGCUAAAUGACUAAAAUGUAAUAGGUGGCCUAAUCUUGACUGUUUAGCUUGGCUCCAUUCUGCCCUCUUGGGUUGAAUUCUGGCAAUAUUUUGUGUAGUGGCCAACAGGUGUAUUUUCAGAUCGUAAAUGCAGUCCCUAGGGUACUUCUUGAGUGGUGUUUUUUAUUGAGUCCUCUUGUCUUUGAUAUUAUUCUGUGAGUGAUUUAUAUUAUAUUAUUUGGCUUAGAAGUCCUCUGCUCACUUCUCGUUCCUGAACUUUUCACACACACACACACACACACACACACACACACACACACACACACACACACACACACACACACACACACACACACACACACACACACACACACAGUUCUUGAAAGCCAUUUUGUAUGCCAACACUAUUUGCAACAUAGCUUUAUGUAGUCUAAUGCACUGUUUAUUGUACAGGGCAAUAUGCUUUCUUUAUACAUUUAUUUUGAUGUUAGGUAAUUUCUACUUUAUUGUACAGUAACAACUUGACAAGACCUAAUCAAACAUAGUUCACAUCAGCUAGGUUCCAGGGCAUUUGAGAGAGGCGACCCUCGAAGAGUGAAGGCAGAAGAGAAGCAGGGGGAUGGGGCGGACUUUAUGCGGGAGGGAAAACGAGAGCCAGGGAGUUUCCAUGUUUAACGUGCAACAGAGAGGGGGAAUGUGCUGAGUAUUUUUUUUCAUUUUUUUGUUACUUUGUGUGAACUCCAGAAUUAUUAAUCAGACCCCUGGUUUACUGUAGGCUUGCGCUGCCAGGAGGCAAAGGGUGCGAAGCGCCAAGCUUUUUGCGGUGGGCCCGAAAAUGAGGCUCUGGUGCGCUGCCAACUGAGGUUUUGCCUGUUCAGGGUUUUUUAUGAAAUCCUUAAUUGUACUGCACUGAGACGUUUGCAUAACCCUUCUCGUGCAAAGGGCCAUGGGGAAACAGGGCCUGCCAUGGAGUGAAGGAGGCGAGAGUGAAAUGCCUGAAAGAAAAUUCAACUGGGUUUUGUUGUUGUGAAUAGAUGUAGUUAUUUGACGGGCUGUUGUAGUUUUCAUUGAUUUUAAACAUUAUCAAGGCCUAUCCUAUUUGUCUUCCAGGGACUUCAGCUCAUGAGUUUGUCCAGCCGUUUCCUCCCCCAGAAAAUGUCCCCCCCCACUUUGGUGAAGUUGGUAGAGGCCAUUGAGAAAAAAGGUAAGAUGGCUGUGUGAUAUCAGAACACUUUUGAAUCUGAGGUGUUUAGUACAAGUAAUUUGCCAAGAUAGCCAGCAGCAUUGACCUGAAAAUAUGCCACAUAGUACUUUUGAUUUGGCAUGAAUGUAUCAGUUACCAUACUUACAUGUAAACCAAUGCUUUGGUAGGGGAUAUUUUAUGCAUGACAUGACAUAUGAAUACAUAUAUUUGGAAAAUACCAUAGAAAUAAGAAUUAAUAGAACGGGCUUCAAACCUCUAACCCUGGCAAUUAAUUCACUGGUUAACUCAUGGGUACACUCGUAAUGGCUGCCAUAUAUUGUGAUGCAAUAAUUUCCAUGGUAUUUUGGAAUGUUCAUUCAAAUGAGGCUAACUGAUGUGACUCAUGGAAUGUAUUUUUUGUCAUGUCAAUUGAGUUGACUCAACAAAUCACAGCACAGAUUGAAGGUACACUUCCUGUUUUUACUUCCUGGCAUGUGGUCCUCUGUAGCUCAAUUGGUAGAGCAUGGCGCUUGUAACGCCAGGGUAGUGGGUUCGAUCCCCGGGACCACCCAUACGUAAAAAUGUAUGCACACAUGACUGUAAGUCGCUUUGGAUAAAAGCGUCUGCUAAAUGGCAUAUUAUAUUAUAUUUAUUUAGAUUUUUAUCAUGGUCCAUUUCGAUCCCUAUGGUCUAGAAACAGUGACAUUUGAAAGUGUUUAUCGGCUAGGGGAGACGCAUGGGAUUUGAUAGGAAUUCACCUUUCCUCUCACACCUCUACUCCUGAUCACCAAUCAGACAACCUUUCCUCCCGCCAUCUGGUCUUAGACCCUUCAGACUUAGCACUCCUAAAAGGGGCUCCUUGGCCUCUGGGUAGCAUGUGAAAGGCCAGGUUAACGUUGAAACACGCCGUGUUCCAGUUAGCGUCUUGGCCAUGUAUUUUAAACUCUGGGUGCUGUAUUUUGGAUGUUUAUAUGUGUUACUGACCCACUAAUCCAGGCAUGCCAUGAGAGAAGAGACUAUUUCAGAAGGGUGAGUUAACUUGUGUGUGUGUGUGGGAAACUCUUGCAGGUUUGGAGUGUGAGACCCUUUAUAGGCUACAUGGCUCCUUGGCUGCUGGCGGUCAGAGACAGAGUCUCUUCCUCUCUUACACCUUAUGUUUGUGCAUGCAUGCAUUGUUCUUACAUUCAUCUCUUGCUGAGCUAUACAAGUUGAUAUAGUUUGUUGCCAUGUUCGGCUAGAGGCAUCCAUUCCAAUGGGAUAAAAAGGGAUUUACUCCCAACCCUGUGACUUCAGUGAUCUGUGGUGCUGUUCAGACUAUAGCCUUGCCUAUUGAGUUCAGUUAAAUAGGUUAAAUUCCAUCUUAACUCGGAGGGUUAUUAACAUGCUGCGCUUGUGAUUCCCACUCCUGGAGGAUCCACUGCAUGCUCUAUUUGUCUUUGCUCUAUUUCAACAGUGUGCCAAUAACACAGCCUUUGUUUGUGUAGAGAAAUAGGCCAGCCUGUUCAAACGGAUCAAAGAAACCCGGCUCUGCUGUUCUCCCCCCUAAAGACAAUCCAGGGAUUUUUCUGCCAUUGAAAUACUUGGGUACUGCCAUUUAAAUACUUUCCAAACAGUGUAAAGAAUUGUUGAUAUAUACUGAACAAAACUAUAAACGCAACAUGUAAAGUGUUGGUCCCAUGUUUCAUGAGUGGCGCAGUGGUCUAAGGCACUGCAUCGCAGUGCUAGCUGUGCCACUAGAGAUCCUGGUUCGAAUCCAGGCUCUGUCGUAGCCGGCCGCGACCGGGAGACCCCAUGGGGCGGCGCACAAUUGGCCCAGCGUCGUCCAGGGUAGGGGAGGGAAUGGCCGGCAGGGAUGUAGCUCAGUUGGUAGAGCAUGGCGUUUGCAACGUCAGGGUUGUGGGGUUCGAUUCCCACAGGGGGCCAGUAUAAACAAAUAAAAUAAUGUAUGCACUCACUAACUGUAAGUCGCUCUGGAUAAGAGCGUCUGCUAAAUGACUGAAAUGUAACGUAAAUGUAAUGAGCUGAAAUAAAAGAUCCAGAAAUAUUCCAUACGCACAAAAACCUUAUUUCUCUAAAGAAAACCUGUUAGUGAGCAUUUCUACUUUGCCAAGAUAAUCCCUCCACCUGUGUCACACUCUGGCUCUGGGACUUUUUAUGUUGAGUCAGGGUGUGUAGAUUUCCGUGUGUUUUGUACUGUGUUUAGUGUCUAGGUGUUCUCGUUCUAUGUUUGGUCAGUGACUCCCAAUCGGAGGUAACGAGUGUCAGCUGUCGGCUCGUUAUCUCUGAUUGGGAGCCAUAUUUAACUGUGUGUGUUUUCUCCUUUGUUUUGUGGGUUAUUGUUUCCGUGUUGCUGUUAGUCUGUAUCAGUAUUUUGAACUUCACGUAUCGUCAUUUGUUGUUUUCUUCGUGGUUGCUUUAAAUAAUAAAGUCAUCAUGUUCACUUGCAACGCUGCGCAUUGGUCCGCUCCUUCAGACGAUUGUGACAGAAUAACCCACCAUAACCAGACCAAGCAGCGUGUUCAGGAGCCAUCGCUGGCAGAUCGCCGUGGAAACCUCGACUGGAUCAAGCAGCGGGACGAGGAGAGAGGAUGGACGUGGCAGGAGAUGAUUGCGAGUCUGGCAGGAGGGAGAGAGGCCUGGGCCACGGGGAGGAGAGACCCCCAGGAAAUUUUUAGGGGGGGGCUCACGACGUCGGGCAGCAGGUGUACGGGUUAGAGUGGUGCAAAGCGUUGGCAGAGAGGGCCGCCAGGUUAGGGGGGCCACUGGGCACAGAGGAGAGGGAAAGUGUGGAGGCACGGCGAGAGGUACUGGGAUGUGUUACCAGUCCGGUCCGGCCCGUUCCUGAUCCCUGCGUGGAGCCAGUGGUUUGUGUCCCCAGUACGGUUCGGCCUGUUCCUGCCAUUCCCACCAAGGCAGUGGUGCGCGUCGUCAGCCCAGCCCGGCCUGUUCCUGCUUUACGCACAAAGCCUACGGUGUGCGUCUCCAGCCCAGCCCGACCUGUUCCUGCCACUCGCACCAAACCUACGGUGUGCGCCGCCAGCCCAGCCCGGCCUGUCCCUGCCACUCGCACCAAACCUACGGUGCGCGUCACCAGCCCGGCCCGGCCUGUUCCUGCCACUCGCACUAAACCUACGGUGCGCGUCGCCAGCCCGGCCCGGCCUGUUCCUGCCACUCGCACUAAACCUACGGUGCGCGUCGCCAGCCCGGCCCGGCCUGUUCCUGCCACUCGCACUAAGCCAAGGGUGCGAGUCGUCAGCCUGGUCCAGCCCGUUCCUGCUACUCGCACCAAGCCAAGGGUGCGAGUCGUCAGCCUGGUCCAGCCCGUUCCUGCUACUCGCACCAAGCCAGGGGUACGAGUCGUCGGCCUGGUCCAGCCCGAUCCUGCUACUCGCACCAAGCCAAGGGUGCGAGUCGUUAGCCUGGUUCAGCUCGUCCCUGCUACUCGCACCAAGCCAAGGGUGCGAGCCGUCAGCCUGAUCCAGCCCAUUCCUGCUACUCGCACAAAGCCAGGGAUGCGAGUCGUCAGCCUGGUGAGGCCCGUUCCGGCUCUACGCAUCAAGCCUAGGGUGCGUAUCGUCAGCCAGGUCCGGUCCGUUCCCGCCGCACGCGCCAAGCCAGGGGUGCGCGUCGUCAGUCCAGAUCCUACCAGCUGGGUUAGAUCGGACCGGGGGCGCUACGGGGGGAUUGAAGAAGGGUGGUGGUCAAGCCCGGAGCCGCCUCCGAGGAGCAACACCCACCCAGCCCUCCCCUAUUUGGGGUGUAGGCGCGGUCGGAGUCCGCGCCUUUAGGGGGGGGUACUGUCACACUCUGGCUCUGGGACUUUUUAUGUUGAGUCAGGGUGUGUAGAUUUCCGUGUGUUUUGUACUGUGUUUAGUGUCUAGGUGUUCUCGUUCUAUGUUUGGUCAGUGACUCCCAAUCGGAGGUAACGAGUGUCAGCUGUCGGCUCGUUAUCUCUGAUUGGGAGCCAUAUUUAACUGUGUGUGUUUUCUCCUUUGUUUUGUGGGUUAUUGUUUCCGUGUUGCUGUUAGUCUGUAUCAGUAUUUUGAACUUCACGUAUCGUCAUUUGUUGUUUUCUUCGUGGUUGCUUUAAAUAAUAAAGUCAUCAUGUUCACUCGCAACGCUGCGCAUUGGUCCGCUCCUUCAGACGAUCGUGACAACCUGACAGCAUGAUUAAACAGCAUGAUCAUUACACAGGUGCACCUUGGGUUGGUGACAAUAAAAGGCCACUCUAAAACGUGCAGUUUUGUCACACAACACAAUGCCACAGAUGUCUCAAGUUUUGAGGGAGCGUGCAAUUGGCAUUCUGACUGCAGGAAUGUCCACCAGAGCUGUUGCCAGAUCAUUUUACAUAAAUGUUGCUACCAUAAGCCACCUCCAACGUCGUUUUAGAGAAUUUGGUAGUACAUCCAACCGGCCCCACAACCGCAGACCAGGUGUAACCUUGCCAGCCCAGGACCUCCACAUCUGGCUUCUUCACCUGCGGGAUCGUCUUAAGACCAGCCACCCGGACAGCUGAUGAAACUGUGGGUUUACACAACCAAAUAAUUUCUGCACAAACGGUCAGAAAGCUCAUCUGCGUGCUCGUCGUCCUCACCAGGGUCUUGACCUGACUACAGUUCAGCGUCAUAACCGGCUUCAGUGGGCAAAUGCUCACCUUCGAUGGCCACUGGCAUACUGGAGAAGUGUGCUCUUCACGGAUGAAUCCCGGUUUCAACUGUACUGGGCAGAUGGCAGACAGCGUGUAUGGCAUCGUGUGGGCGAGCGGUUUGCUGAUGUUAACGUUGUGAAUAGAGUGCCCCAUGGUGGUGGUGGGGUUAUGGUAUGGGCAGGCAUAAGCUACGGACAACUAACACAAUUGCAUUUUAUCGAUGGCAAUUUAAAUGCACAGAGAUACCUUCAUGAGAUCCUGAGGCCCAUUGUCAUGCCAUUCAUCUACCUCAAUCACCUCAUGUUUCAGCAUGAUAAUGCACGGCCCCAUGUCGCAAGGAUCUGUACACAAUUCCAGGAAGCUGAAAAUGUCCCAUUUCUCCCAUGGCCUGCAUGCUCACCAGACAUGUCACCCAUUGAGCAUGUUUGGGAUGCUCUGGAUCGACGUGUACAACAGCGUGUUCCAUUUCACGCCAAUAUCCAGCAACUUCACACAGCCAGUGAAGAGGAGUGGGACAACAUUCCACAGGCCACAAUCAACAGCCUGAUCAACUCUAUGCGAAGGAGAUGUGUCGUGCUACAUGAGGCAAAUGGUGGUUAAACCAGAUACUGAUUGAUUUUCUGAUCUACCUUUAAAAAAUAAGUAAUCUGUGACCAACAGAUGCAUAUCUGUAUUCCCAGUCGUGAAAUCCAUAGAUUAGGGUCUAAUUCAUUUAUUUAAAUUGACUGAUUUCCUUAUAUGAACUGUAACUCAGUAAAAUUGGCAGUACGAUUACAUUAAAUGCAAUAGAAUUGGCUCUACAAGUUAAUGUUCCGCUUGUUAUAUGUGCAUAUCUAUAAUGUGACUGACCAUAUCCAUGACACUGUUUGUUUCAACUGGAGAAAGUGAACACUGUGUGUUUUGUAGGAUGUGUUUACUUGGAGAGGCUGUUCCUAGGGUUCAUGUGACCUGGGACUUGCUGCAUGUGGAGACGGAACGAUGUAGGCUAGAUCCCCCCCCACCCACACAUACCUUUCACAUGCCACAGACAGACAGAACAACCCAGAUUCUCCCCUCCCUGUGCUCACACAUGCCAGACACUCUCCCCACAGUCUAUCUGCUCAGAUAGAGAGCUGGGCCGAGCCAGGCAGGCCUUUUCAGACAGCUGUUGUUUGCUAGCUGAGGCGUGACGGAGCAGUAAGCAGCUCCCAGCCAGUCUGGCCUGCCUGUCGCAGCGGUGGAAGAGGAGUAGGACGUUAUUUUAGGCACUCAGACACCGUCACCUGUCGUAGGACUAUUCUGGACACUGUUUCCCAGACAGCACACUUAGCCACACCAGUAACGCUGGCCACACCACAACAACACUGUCUGGAGUCCUUACCACAGAACAGGAGAAACAGCGAUGUACACAAAUGGACUCUGCAGUGUCUGACUUAGCAACUAAAGUGAUCCUGUGGUCUUUUACAGAGCUCUCUGGGCCUGAGAUGCGCCAGUACGACACCCAGGCUCUCUCAGAAGCCCUGAUGGGAUUCCUGCAGGACCUGCCCUCCCCCGUCAUCCCAGAGUCUAUCUAUCCCAGCCUGAAGACUGCCCUGCAAGAGGAAGCAGGUAACAGCGCCUUUAGCACUCACAUGCUUCUUCAUGUAUCUCAUUAAGAACUGAUGCAAGGGAUUCCAGGAGCAUAUUCUACUUGGUGGCGAACAAAGCUAAGGAAAAUAAUUUAAAGGCCGUCAUUGAAGCACACUAUCAGGACUGUCGAAAUAAUUGUGUAUAUUUUGGAAUCGCUUAGAAAUGGAAAGCAAAAUAUGUUAAUUUGGCAUCGGAUAGAAAAUAAUGUUGCCUACUUACCAUUGUGUCUCACACCCAAGGCACUAAGAUUGUCAACUUGCUCGCGCUUAUAUCCCAGAGCUGUCCAUCGAGGAGACAGGCAGGCGUUUGCUGAAGGCACUGGAGCCCCCGGCCUUGACCCUGCCGAGCCUGCUCACCCUGCAGUACCUGCUCAGACACCUGGGCCGAGUGGGCCAGAGCUCGGCUUACAACGGCCUGGAUCCCCACACCUUCGCAUUCCACUUCAGCUCUCUUCUGCUCACCGCUGGGUCAGUCUCACAUUUAAACAAAUACUGUACCUAUGUUGGUCAUGAAACUUUCAUCCAAAAUAUUAGUUUUUACCUAAACUCAAAUUUAGACUAAUCUUAAAGGGGGGAUAAAAACCUCCCAUCUUCAUAAGUGCCACUUUUAUGAGGGCUAUGUUAUGCCAGUGAGAGAGGGAGAGAGACACACUGGCCAGCCUACAGACACAGAGAGGAAGAGAAUGCAUUAACAGUGCCAGCAUCCUCUUGAGCACAUGCUGUUGUUAGUCUACAGAGUGUCUGGCUGUAGGACUGGACCCCAGGUUGAGCCAGAUAGAGAUUGAAGCCAUAACACCUGUCUGUUUUCCUGGAAGGACACUAUUCUUUGUAGUCAGCAGAAUAUACGUCCCCUCAGCACCUCUCCAAUGUCCCACGUGUUAGUAACUGAGGUGUUAUUAUGGCACCCAUCCAUCUGGUACUAUUGUAAAAUAUGACCCCCCCUCCUUAUCCCAUUGAACCACUCUCUCUACCUUAUUUACUUGUAAUAGCAAAGCUUUCCACCGUACUCUGAAUGACUGACGUAUGAGUGUAUUUAUUUGUGUCCAGGUCAGAAGAAGGUCAUCAGGUUUCUGCCCAGUUGCUGGAGAGACUGCUGGUGGCGAGGGCCUGGGAGCUGGACCAAAUGUCACCAGGUAAACACACAAGUUCACAACAAUGUAGCACUAAAAACCCAUCUUUGCCUCCUGGGUAAAUUUUGAAUGGAAGUCCCACUGUAUUGUAACACCACCACCACCAAUUGGUUCCUUUGACAGCCCUACCUCCCAAGCCUUCCAAAACCAAAGCCAUGGCAUCUUCUGUCAUCAAUGGAGAUGGCAGCAAGAUGGCUGAUGCAGAGUGGUACUGGGGAGACAUUUCCAGGUAAAAUUGAUAAAUAAUGGAUAUCCACACUUGGUUAUUUACAGUUGAAACCAAGAUCUUCUGUUUCAAGAAGAAAAUAUUGUCACUUGUCUUACUCACCCAUCUUUAAUUACAUAAUCAUGAUAUAUAUUUGUAUAUAUUUUUCCAGAGAGGAGGUGAAUGAGAAGAUGAGAGACACACCGGAUGGCACUUUCUUGGUCCGAGAUGCCUCAAGCAAGGUGCAAGGAGAAUACACAUUGACUCUCAGGUAAGGGUAUUAAUAAUGAAGUCUGUCUAAAAGUGGCUAUUUUGUCCCUCUUAAAAUACACUCCAAGUUCGCGCUCGCCUAGUAACUCAUUUCAAAUGCAAUGGCAUUUUACCACUUUGGAUAGGUUCCAGAGUCUUUCACAGAACCUCAGUAACGUUGCACAACGUCUCCGGACUCUUCUAGGAAAGGAGGAAACAACAAGCUGAUCAAGAUCUUCCACCAAGGAGGCAAGUACGGCUUCUCUGAGCCGCUGACCUUUGCUUCUGUGGUAGAGCUCAUCCUGUAUUAUCACCACGAGUCGCUGGCCCAGUACAACCCCAAGCUGGACUCACGGCUACUGUACCCCAUCUCCAAAUAUCAGCAGGUAGGCUCAUUCUGUUAUUAUUAUUAUAGUGUUCUGUAUCCUGUUCUGAAGGGCCUCAAUAUUGGUUUGGCUUCUGGGCCUUAUCUCAAUGGGACUACUUGGUUUUUAAAUAGAGAUGAUAUAAGAGAAAAGGAAUGCAGCCUUCGAACAGCACCCGAUGCUUUCUGGAAGGCCCUACAUUUCUUAUGGCACAUGCGUUAAGGAAAAUAACCCAUGGCAUUCCCAAAGAGCACUUAAGCUUGUCUGAAAUGUUAGCAAACAAUUCUGUUUAGGCGAGAACAGUUUGCUUGCUGCCCUUCUCUAUUUGAAAUACACUGAGCCCACAUUGAAUGUACUGUAUCUCAACAUCGUGCUGUGGUCAGUUAAUGACUUGUGCUCUUUGUUAUUUCCAGGACCAGGUGGUGAAAGAGGACAAUGUGGAAGCAGUAGGAGAGCAACUGAAGGUGUACCACGAACAAUACCAGGAGAAGAGCUGGGAAUAUGAUGUCUUGUAUGAAGAGUAUACUCGCACCUCUCAGGUACAUAUGUUUUCACUGUCACAUUUGGGUCUGGGCUCCAUAGCACUUGAAAUUAGCACAAUCUCGUCUGUUUUCCAUGUACUUCAGGAGUUACAGAUGAAGCGCACGGCCAUCGAGGCCUUCAACGAGACCAUCAAGAUCUUCGAGGAGCAGUGCGAGACCCAAGAGAGCUACAGCAAGGAGUACAUUGACCAGUUCCACAGGGAGGGCAACAGGAAAGAGAUUGAGAGGUAUCCACAGUACAUUGCUUGCUCUAGGAUUUUCCUGAUUGACUAUGAAGCCGGUAGUGAUCAUGAUUAUAAAGUGGGGGAACUCCCAAUGUUGUCGCUCCAUCUUCCAGAAUCCAAAGUAAUUCAGAUAAGCUGAAGUCGCGGGUGACUGAGAUCCAUGACAACAAGAGGAAGCUAGAGCAGGAUCUGAAGGAGCAUGCGGCGGACAACCGAGAGAUCGAUAAGAAGAUGAACAGCCUAAAACCGGACCUCAUGCAGCUGAGGAAGAUCCGAGACCAGUCUCUGGUGUAAGUUUUACCCUUCUACCACACACACUGCACAAUGCGAAACGACAAUAUUUAGGAACAUGGCAGUCUAACAGCUUGCUUGUGUUAACGUCCCAGGUGGCUCAAUCAGAAGGGCACCAGACAGAAGAAGAUUAACGAGUGGCUGGGGAUCAAGAACGACGUGGAAGAGUGAGUGAAACCAAUGUAGCCAUUUGCCAGUUGCAAUGUAUUACCAUGUAUUAUCAUGUCUUAUGAUGUAUCGUAUCGACAAUGGUUUCAUCCCCAUGUCUGUCGUUCUUCCCCUCCUCUACCUCCCAGCCUGUAUUCUCUGGUGGAUGAGGAGGAAGACCUGCCGCACCACGACGAGCGCACCUGGUACGUGGGCGACAUCAAGCGCGGCCAGGCCGAGGAGCUGCUGAGGGGCAAGGGUGAUGGCACUUUCCUGAUUCGAGACAGCCAGUCCCAGAAGGGCUCCUAUGCCUGCUCUGUAGUGUGAGUCCCAUUAGCCUGAUCUGGGGUCUGUAAAGCCUUGUUCACACUGGCGGUUUGAAGUGACUCAAAUCAAAUGUAUUUGCAUAUUAGGGCAGGGAAUUUCAAGGGACCUCGCGAUAUGAUAUUAUCAUGAUACUUAGGUGCCGAUACAAUAUGUAUUGCGAUUCUCACAAUUCUAUUUGUAUUGCGAUUCGAUACUGUGAUUUUAUUGUGAUUCGAUGUUCCAAAAUAUUGCUGCUGCAGAGUGGCAAGAGAGAGCCAUGAGAAAACGAGUUUUGAUCAGUCAAGGAAAUAAAAGUGCUGAAAACAUAUUUAAAAAGAAGAUGGAGAACAAGCUAUGAAGGAAAAAUACUGGCAUUUUGGUGCAGGUACAGAACUAGCGCAAACAUAAAAUUGCGAUAUUGUCAAAACGAUACGAUACGAUAUAUCGUCAAAAAUAAUAUCCGAUAUGUUAACUGUAUCGAGUUUUUUCCGCCAUCAGUAUUGCAUAUCCGAUUCUAAUCUGUUUUUUUCCUGCAGUCUGAACAGCCAAAAAUCACAUGGAAUAUGAUAUUUCAAACCACAUUUCAAACCACCUUUGUAGGUGGCAUGGGAGGCAUUGUUGUCACCUUAGCUUGCUACAUAACUUCUGAGUGAUAGGAAGCACGAGCACCACCACCAAUCAGCCUACACCACCGCGCACACACCCCUCGUUACUAUGACAACUAGCGUAGCCAUGUCAGCAAAUGACUGCUGUCUGAACACACACAAAUCCAGUUUGGUCAUUUGUAACUUGCUGUUUGACAGUCAGUAUUCCGAAACAGAUUUGAGAAACAAAACUGAUUUGAGCGUUAAGGCCUGCCGUGUGAACAAGGCUUUAGACAACACAGAAUGAUUUGGGGUGGAAUAUGGCUAGACAGUUUAGCCAGGUUUAUCAGAUGUUUUCCGGCCUCACCUGCCGAGAUGCCCGAAAAUCUCAAAUGCAUAGGAAAUGUAGGGACCGUCUAAAAACAUGGUUGGCCAAUCUUAUCUGCAAAGGGCCGUUAUGGGUGCAGACUUUUGUUCCAGUAAGUAGUAACACAACUGAUUCAGCUCGUCCAAACCUAUGGGAUUGAGGAACAUUUAGGAUUGAGGCAUAAAGAAUGUCGGUAUUUAUUUAUUUUGAUCCAAAGCCAUGAAUGAGUGAGUCACUCAGCUUUAUGCUGACAAAUAUAGCUUUAUGCUGCAAAAUAGCCUACAAAAUAUGCCUAGCCUAAACUAAUAAAUUAAAUUGCCUUAAUAAACUAGUACAGUUCAUAAAUAAAACAAAUAAAUUAAAUAGCUCAGGUCUUGAAAAUAUGGUUCAGAAACUCACUUUACAGUGGGGAAAAAAAGUAUUUAGUCAGCCACCAAUUGUGCAAGUUCUCCCACUUAAAAAGAUGAGAGAGGCCUGUAAUUUUCAUCAUAGGUACACGUCAACUAUGACAGACAAAUUGAGAAAAAAAACCCCAGAAAAUCACAUUGUAGGAUUUUUAAUGAAUUUAUUUGCAAAUUAUGGUGGAAAAUAAGUAUUUGGUCACCUACAAACAAGCAAGAUUUCUGGCUCUCACAGACCUGUAACUUCUUCUUUAAGAGGCUCCUCUGUCCUCCACUUGUUACCUGUAUUAAUGGCACCUGUUUGAACUUGUUAUCAGUAUAAAAGACACCUGUUCACAACCUCAAACAGUCACACUCCAAACUCCACUAUGGCGAAGACCAAAGAGCUGUCAAAGGACACCAGAAACAAAAUUGUAGACCUGCACCAGGCUGGGAAGACUGAAUCUGCAAUAGGUAAGCAGCUUGGUUUGAAGAAAUCAACUGUGGGAGCAAUUAUUAGGAAAUGGAAGACAUACAAGACCACUGAUAAUCUCCCUCGAUCUGGGGCUCCACGCAAGAUCUCACCCCGUGGGGUCAAAAUGAUCACAAGAACGGUGAGCAAAAAUCCCAGAACCACACGGGGGGACCUAGUGAAUGACCUGCAGAGAGCUGGGACCAAAGUAACAAAGCCUACCAUCAGUAACACACUACGCCGCCAGGGACUCAAAUCCUGCAGUGCCAGACGUGUCCCCCUGCUUAAGCCAGUACAUGUCCAGGCCCGUCUGAAGUUUGCUAGAGUGCAUUUGGAUGAUCCAGAAGAGGAUUGGGAGAAUGUCAUAUGAAACCAAAAUAGAACUUUUUGGUAAAAACUCAACUCGUCGUGUUUGGAGGACAAAGAAUGCUGAGUUGCAUCCAAAGAACACCAUACCUACUGUGAAUCAUGGGGGUGGAAACAUCAUGCUUUGGGGCUGUUUUUCUGCAAAGGGACCAGGACGACUGAUCCGUGUAAAGGAAAGAAUGAAUGGGGCCAUGUAUCGUGAGAUUUUGAGUGAAAACCUCCUUCCGUCAGCAAGGGCAUUGAAGAUGAAACGUGGCUGGGUCUUUCAGCAUGACAAUGAUCCCAAACACACCGCCCGGGCAACGAAGGAGUGGCAUCGUAUGAAGCAUUUCAAGGUCCUGGAGUGGCCUAGCCAGUCUCCAGAUCUCAACCCCAUAGAAAAUCUUUGGAGGGAGUUGAAAGUCUGUGUUGCCCAGCGACAGCCCCAAAACAUCACUGCUCUAGAGGAGAUCUGCAUGGAGGAAUGGGCCAAAAUACCAGCAACAGUGUGUGACAACCUUGUGAAGACUUACAGAAAACGUUUGACCUGUGUCAUUGCCAACAAAGGGUAUAUAACAAAGUAUUGAGAAACUUUUGUUAUUGACCAAAUACUUAUUUUCCACCAUAAUUUGCAAAUAAAUUCAUUAACAAUCCUACAAUGUGAUUUUCUGGAAAUUUUUUUCUCAAUUUGUCGGUCGUAGUUGACUCGUACAUAUGAUGAAAAUUACAGGCCUCUCUCAUCUUUUUAAGUGGGAGAACUUGCACAAUUGGUGGCUGACUAAAUACUUUUUUUCCCCACUGUAUAUAGAGGGGCUCUCACUCUUUCCACACUGUGGUAAAUAAAGUUUUUUUUUUUUUUUAUUCAGGGAGAGAAACCAAAAGCAUAACCAGCGUUCUAACUCCCCCUUGCGAUAGCAAUGACAGAAUGAGGCAAUUUACCAUAAUCUGCCACCAUCUACCACAAACGUGUCACGGCAUAAGCUCUAAACUUUUAAUUGAGGAACCACUGUAGCAGGAUCUUCAACAUUUAUGGUGUGUAGAUCUUGAUAGUAGUUCACUUUUGAGGUCUGAGGAAAACAUUUGACAAACUGUGAUUUUGGGGGUGAAAUAUCACCUCUACUGCUGGGUUUCGGCUAACCAAAGGUUCUGUUCUUGACUUCACAUGUCUAUACAUUCAGUGUGGACGGGGACAUCAAGCACUGUGUUAUAUUCAAGACCUCCACGGGCUAUGGCUUCGCCGAGCCCUACAACCUGUACAGCUCCCUGAGAGAGCUGGUGCUCCACCAUAGACACACCUCCCUGGUCCAGCACAAUGAUUCGCUGAAUGUAACUCUGGCAUGUCCUGUCCUAACCCAGCAGCAACCCAGAUGA
Molecule: messenger RNA, 16642 nt
Organism: Coregonus sp. 'balchen'
Lineage: Eukaryota; Metazoa; Chordata; Actinopteri; Salmoniformes; Salmonidae
Source: the annotation of a GenBank genome assembly